Mesorhabditis belari is the source of this 2142-nucleotide messenger RNA. The record is from the annotation of a GenBank genome assembly. Lineage: Eukaryota; Metazoa; Nematoda; Chromadorea; Rhabditida; Rhabditidae.
AUGGAUUCUUCAAGAUCAUCUUUAUGUAAUCAACAACCACAAUUCUCUCUAGCAGCCCCGCCAAGAACUCCAAACAGAACGCAACAGGUUGGACAAGGGAUCGAAUCGUCAGCAUAUCGAAAAUUUUUACUCGAAAAGCGAAAAAGUUUUCGGCAAAGGGGAAGCUUGGGUCCAACGAUUGCCUCAGCUCCAUCAGUUGAACACGAAGAUUAUCGAACACCACGACCAUGUGACACAAAAAAUGGGAAAAGUUUCGAUUUCGGUGGAAAUGUUCAUCCGUCUGGAUCAACUUCUUCAGACAAUGCCUUUGUCAAGGUGAGCGCCGAUUUUCUGCGGUUGAACGGCUCACGGCAACAAUUCCGAAAUCUGCUCUCGGCGAGGAAAAAGCUUGGACAAAUGCCUCCAGCGUACACACGAGUCGAUUGCUCCAGAGACUCGUUGGAUAGUCAACCCUUUCGACCCGGUCAUCAUGGACCGGUAAUCACCGUUGAAGACACCGGCUCUCAAUUGAAAAUUAAUCGUGGUAAAGCGUCAAUAACGUCCUCAAUUUUGGAUUCGACAAAAUCCUCAUUUGAUAGAGGUAACAAUAUAACAUUUGUUGAAACAGGAAAUGGAUCUGUUUGUGGAAAUCACUCGAAUUUUAAUUUAAGGAGAAACAAUAGCAGAUAUGGUGUCCCGAUCAACAGCUCUGCUGUCAAACUUAUUUAUCGUGUGAGAGCAGAAAGAUUAAACAAUCGAGUUCGAAUCGUUGAUCGGGCGCUGACUUUGGCGAUGAUUGGAGUUGUUUUGAUGAUUAUUGAAUCAGAAAUCACUGGACAGCAUCUAUUCGGGAUUUCAAAAGAACAUGUGAUCUCGCUGGUGAUGCGAAGCUUCGUAGUAUUGACAACGGUGGCUUUACUCUUUCACAUUCUCUUGUAUCAUAUCAAUGAGAUUGUGCUAGAUCUUGUUGAUUGUGGAGCGGACGAUUGGAGAGUGGUGAUGACAACCGGGAGAAUCGCUCAAUUCGUUGUCGAGUUCUCCGUUUGCGCGAUUUGUCCUAUACCUGGAACCGGUCACCUCAAAUGGGCCUACAUUGAAACGAGUCGGAACCCAGUUUUUCAAGCGGAUGGGCAACAACCGAGUAAUGGCUUUGCAAUGCACGAGGUACCAGUCGAUGUAAUUCUUUCUCUUUUGAUGCUCUUUCGUUCCUACCUUCUUGCGAGAUUUAUGGUGCUACACAGCAAACAAUUUCAGGAUGCUUCCACAAGAACACUAGCUGCUUUGAAUCGAAUCCAAGUAAACUUCUCCUUUGUGAUGAAAACUCUUCUCGAUCAACAACCAAUCUUUUUCCUUACUUGUUUUACUCUUGUUUUUUGGAUUCUCACUUCAUGGACUUUUGUCCAAUGUGAACGAUAUGGAAAUAAAGAACAAGCUGAAGUGCCCUCAAUCAUGUACUCAAAUGCGUUAUGGUUUAUUGCUAUCACAUUUAUGUUGAAUGGUUAUGGAGACAUUGUGCCUCAAACGCAUGCCGGAAGAAUUAUCGCCAUAUUUGUCGGAGUUGUGGGAGCCAUCAUUUCCUCAAUUCUGAUAGCAGUCAUUUCUCGGAACAUCCUCCUUUCGCAAGGACAACGAAAUGUGAACAAUUUCAUGAAUGAUUCGAAGUUGACAAGAGAACAUAAGCAUGCUGCAGCAAGGGUUCUCCAACACACUUGGUACAUUCAUAAAUGUUUGCAAUCAAGUGAACCAAGUGCCGAUGGUAUGCUGAGAUUUCAUCAACGCCGAUUUUUACACGCUAUACAUAGAUUCCGGUCAAUCAAGAAUGAGAUCCGCGUCUUUGGCGAAAACAACUCAGCUAACACUCAACAAGUGACAAGAUUAGUCGCUGAAAUGCACAGCUCGAUGCAGAAACUUUUGUCGGCUCAUGAGGAGAUGAGAGCUCAGAUUGAAGUCUUACAGAGAGCCGUCAGAAAUCAUUAUGCUCAUCACGGGAAUUGCUCAUCACGUGUCGUGUUCUUCGAGGAAAACCCAGCUGUCGAAGGAGCUGAAUCAACAACCGAUCAAACAUACUCUCAUCAAGUAACCUCAAGUAAUGGAAGUCCUGGCCGAUCUGACAGCUAUUCUCGGAAAGCUCGUCGUGCCUUCACCGUUGACUCAAAUUUCCUA